Musca vetustissima is the source of this 2799-nucleotide messenger RNA. RefSeq names its product protein FAM13A. Lineage: Eukaryota; Metazoa; Arthropoda; Insecta; Diptera; Muscidae. The coding region runs from base 13 to 2799 and encodes 928 amino acids. The transcript is spliced from 3 exons. The record is from RefSeq and is a predicted model, not a curated record.
CCCGAAACUGCAAUGACACCAAGGAUAAUAAGUUAUUUUUUGUGCGGCAUGCGCCAUCCUAACACUGGACUAAGUGAAGACGACCUAAGUCGUCUUACCGGUUCAUCAUCUUCGUCAGCAUCUUGUCGUAGUAAUAAUUGUAAUUCCACAUCCUCUUCUUCCUCGUCUUCGUCCUCAGCAUCAUCGUCGUCGUCGUCUUCGUCGUCAUCAUCAUCGGCAUCGUCAUCCGGUGCCAAUACUCCCGAAGAAUGCAAACAUAUCAACAAAAGUAAAAAACAUCAUUCACCAAGCAAGCAGCAUCACCACCAUCAUCAUCACCACCACAAUGUUGCCACAAUACCCUCGGAACAUUUGGAGAACAAUAAAAAUACACAACACACUCACCAACAACAACACCACCACCAAUAUGCCGAACAGCAUUCUCACUUCAAUUCCACCUAUCUACCGGAAAUCAUUAACCCCCUAGAAUGGCAGAAAUCCCGUAAACGUAAGGAACGCCUCGACAGCACCUCGUCCACAAUACAGGAUCGCAAAUUACAGCGUUCGAAUAGUGAAGAACUAUUGCCACAAGAUGGCGGCGCUAGGUUGCAACACAACAACAACAAUGUAGCAUCUACACCGGCAGAUUUGGGCGUUAAUGCCCUAAAAUCUUCGCUGAAAAAUGUAGAAAAUAUUAGGCGUGUCUCAUCGGAAGAUUUCAAGCGCACCCCCUACGAAGUCUAUGAACAGGAACUUCGCAGCGAUUCCGGGGAAAGGGAUAACGCUCUGGGUCACAAAACUUCCGAUGAGAAUGAUGGCAGUUUGGCUAAUCGCCAAUACAAUCAACAACAGGCCUGGACUGUGGGUGUACCCAUUAAGGAUAUGACACGGCGCUCACGUUAUGAGACAAGUCCAGCCCGUUCGCAGAGACAUUCACCCAUCAGGGUGUGCUUCAGUAAUGGCAAUGGCAGCAGCAAUAAGUCGCAACAGCAUCGUGACAGCGAUGAUAGCGAGUGUGAACAUGAACGCAGGCGCAGCAGUGAGCGUUUUUGCAAGUCGCGGGCCCCACCAGGACGCAAGGCGUCUGGGGUCACGAAGAAAUCCACCAGUUCCACCAGUGCCAUGAAAUAUUUGCCUUCCAAGCUGAACGAUGAGAAUGUCUACAAAUACGAUUUGUCAGCCCUGAAAUAUGAGAGGCGUGGUUUCAUCUCGAAGAAAUCCAGCCAAAACCAACAACCCCAACCACAAACAAUGGAGAAGAGUCACACCAACGACUUGAAUGACAAUAAUUUGAUUGAUUUCAAUAGCGCGGCGGCGAUUAUGUCGACCGGCAACAAACAACAAUCUAUGAGUAAAAGUCUAUCGCCAACGGCUUCAUCGAAUGGUUCCACAGAUGAUGUUCAUAACAAUGUCAAUGUGACACCUGUGGCCUUACAAAAAUCCAACACAACACCAGCCACAUCAUCCGUGUCCGCAUCCUCGGCCAACAGCAGCAAGAGCAGCAGUCAAAGCAGUCUACACAAAGUUCCCCAUACCAUCUCAGCACAGGAAUCACUGCCAUGGGAUCGUUCCGUGCCCGAAGACCAAACGCCUGUCUUGAGUCGUCGCUACGCCACCGUUAGGCCCCAUUAUGUUGACAGCAUUGACACUGCAGCCAAGCUGUCGAAGGUUAAACCCUAUCCUCAACCUUAUCUCAAACAAACACCCAGUGCAGCCCAGCUACUGGCCAAUGAAUUGGAUGAUGAUGAUGUCAUGGAUCCAUCUCUCACCAAUUUCCGUGCAUUUACCACAUUGGAAAAUUUGAAGACACGUGAGCUAAUGCAACAGGUAUUGCCGAAUGUAAUGUCUUUCCAGUCGCCCGAGGAACGUAUGCGUCAAAUAAAUAAACGGGUGACGGCGCUAAAGAAAAAACUGGGUCAACUUGAAGAUUCAUAUGAACAGAAGUCGGGAUAUAAACCAUCUCAGGCUGAUCGCUUGAAUGAUAAGUAUAUGAAAAAUAUCCUAUCGGAGCUAAGUAAGCUGCGCAAAGAACGUCAUGAGCUGAAAACUGAUCCAAUGUCAGCAUUAGGCCUGAAAGUUAGCGGUGGCAUGGAUUCCGAACAGAAAUUACAAAAAAUGAAGGUGACUUUGAUGGAAAUUGAACAGAGUCUGGCCGAAAAGCGCAAAGAUCACAAUCGUCCCGAAGUCCUCGAAGAGCUGACCGCCGAUCAAUUGGUGCAAGAGAAAUCUACGGUGCAGCACGGUCUACUCUAUUUCGAAUCCCUGUACGGACGACCAUCGACCAAAGAUGAACGUGAUGCGGCCCGUCCACUCUACGAUCGUUAUCGCCAAUUGAAACGUAUGGUUUCACGCAGUGUCACCUUGAGUGGAUCCUCCGCAGCAGGAGCCCCCGAAUUACCAACCAUUCUAGAACAUGAGGCUAUGGUCUUUGAAUCAACGACCCUACAAUAUUCAUCGGCAAAUAGUACCGAGACAACAAAUUCACCAACCGAUUCGGCGGUACCGACAAAUAGUUCCGAUGAAUCCACGACCACCACAACAGCUCAAUCUUCGCAGCAGCAGCAGAAGGAACAACAAAAUGAAACGAUUAGUUGUUUAAGUAUUGAAAAAUUAUGGGAACAAUUGGAAAAGACCAGAGAGGAGAAGAAACAACUGAAACGGGUCAUUAGGGAAUUUGAGACGGUGUUCGAAGAGCAGAAUGGUCGGAAGAUGUUGAAAAGUGAUCGUAAAACGAUUGAGGAGACCUAUGCUCAGUAUAAGGAGAAGAAGGCCAAGACCCGUCUUCUGCAGGCCUUAAUUAAAAAGCAAAUAUCGCGUUGA